Molecule: messenger RNA, 6240 nt
Organism: Betta splendens (Siamese fighting fish)
Lineage: Eukaryota; Metazoa; Chordata; Actinopteri; Anabantiformes; Osphronemidae
Gene: sema6a
Product: sema domain, transmembrane domain (TM), and cytoplasmic domain, (semaphorin) 6A
Exons: 20
Coding region: 431-3532 (1033 amino acids)
Biological process (GO): neural crest cell migration; positive regulation of neuron migration; negative regulation of axon extension involved in axon guidance
Molecular function (GO): chemorepellent activity; semaphorin receptor binding
Source: RefSeq, a predicted model, not a curated record
UGUGUGUGCAGCGGGUGGGUGACAGCUGGGCUCCAAGCGCUGCGCUCCAGUCUGGUAAGAAGCUUCGUCUCCAAAUAGGAUGAGCGUCGGCUUUUGUGGCAGGGACCGCGUCCAGCGCCGUAGCUAGUGGUGGGACACCCGCUCGGUUCCGGUGGGAGUGUAAAAGUCACGGCGUCGGGGCUUCUCUCCCGUGCGUGGAUUCGCGAUGGAUUUUCCGAUUUGAAGGGGGCGCGCGGCGAACGCGGAGCAAAGUCGCGCUCGUGCUGUUAUUGUGAAGCGAGCUGCGUCUGAACUGGUCCGAGCGCCUCCUGGUUCUCAUGGAUUACUAAAAGGCAGAGCUGUGCGACCACUCGGACGCGCAUCCAUUCAUGAGCUGAAGGCUGAGAGAAAUCUGCAGCAGAGGACCAGCAGCAGCAGUGUUGGUGCCACCAUGAGGUCAGAGGCCUUGUUACUGUACUUCACGCUACUGCACAUAGCCGGGGCAGGCUUCCCCGAGGACAGCGAGCCUAUUAGCAUCUCACAUGGCAACUACACGAGGCAGUAUCCGGCAUUCGUCGGCCACAAACCGGGCAGGAACAACACACAGCGGCACAAACUGGACAUCCAGCUCAUCAUGAUAAUGAACAGGACGUUAUACAUCGCUGCCAGGGAUCACAUAUACACGGUGGACACGGACACUGCCAACGGUGACGAGAUCUAUUUCAGUAAGAAAAUGACCUGGAAGUCCAGACAGGCAGACGUGGACACGUGCAGAAUGAAAGGGAAGCAUAAGGACGAGUGUCACAAUUUCAUCAAAGUCCUCCUGCAGCAGAAUGACGACACCCUGUUUGUUUGUGGGACCAACGCUUUCAACCCCUCGUGCCGAAUGUACAAGACGGACACCCUGGAGGCUCUGGGGGAGGAGAUCAGCGGGAUGGCGCGCUGCCCGUACGACGCCAAGCACGCCAACGUGGCUCUGUUCGCCGAUGGCAAGCUGUACUCGGCCACCGUGACAGACUUUCUGGCGAUCGAUGCGGUCAUCUAUCGUAGCCUAGGAGACAGCCCGACUCUGCGCACCGUCAAACAUGACUCUAAAUGGCUGAAAGAGCCCUACUUCGUCCAGGCAGUCGAUUACGGGGACUUCAUCUACUUCUUCUUUCGGGAAAUUGCUAUGGAGUACAACACAAUGGGAAAGGUGGUGUUCCCUCGUGUGGCGAGGGUCUGCAAGAACGACCGCGGCGGCUCGCCCCGCGUCCUGGAGAAGCAGUGGACCUCCUUCCUCAAGUCGCGGCUCAACUGCUCCAUCCCCGGCGACUCGCACUUCUACUUCAACAUCCUGCAGGCCGUGACGGACGUCAUUCACGUCAGCGGGAGGGACGUCGUCAUGGCGACCUUCUCCACGCCUUACAACAGCAUUCCAGGCUCGGCGGUGUGCGCCUACGACAUGGCGGAGGUGGCCAACACGUUCACAGGCCGCUUCAAAGAACAGAAAUCCCCCGACUCCACCUGGACGCCGUUUCCCGAGGAGAGGGUUCCCAAGCCAAGGCCCGGCAACUGUGCUGGCACUCCAUCCAUGGAAAAGUUCAAGGUGUCCAACGAGUUCCCCGACGACACGCUCAACUUCAUUAAGAUGCACCCGCUGAUGGACGAGGCCGUGCCCUCCAUCGCUAACAGGCCCUGGUUCCUCAAGACCAUGGUCCGGUACCGUCUGACACGCAUCGUGGUGGACAGCGAGGCCGGUCCCCACAGGAACCACACCGUCGUCUUCCUCGGGUCUGAGAAAGGCAUCAUCCUCAAGUUCCUGGCCAAGAUGAGCAGCGGCCUCCUCAACGACAGCCUGUUCCUGGAGGAGCUCAGCGUCUACAACCCCGACAGGUGCAGCGUGGACGGCGUGGAGGACAAGCGCAUCAUCGGCAUGCAGAUCGACAGCAGGAGCCACGCUCUGUGGGUGGCGUUCUCCUCCUGCGUGGUGAAGGUGCCGCUGUCCCGCUGCGACAGGCACGGGAGAUGCAAGAAGUCCUGCAUCGCCUCCAGGGACCCGUACUGUGGCUGGGUGUCAGAGGGAGCCUGCAGACAGGUGGUCGGCAGUGUGAAGUCGGCCUUCGAGCAGGACGUGGAGCACGGCAACACAGAUGGCCUGGGAGACUGCCAAAAUACCUUUGUGGCGCUGAACGACUUUCCUUCCAGUUACGAAGGCCACCAUCACCACCACCAUCAUCACACCCUCUCACUUCCCACCACGGCCCUACCCGAGGCCGCCGAGGGCCCCCUGGGCCGGGGCCGCAUGGUGGAGCCGAAGGAGCCCCCCAUGAGCUCAGACAAAGGGGAGGACCCGUACGUGGCCGUGCCCUCUCAGACUCAGCCCGAAGCCAAUGGUGUGAUCCGCGAGAGCUACCAGAAGGGUCGCGACCAGCUGGUUCCCGUGACCCUGCUGGCCAUCGCCGUCAUCCUGGCGUUCGCCAUGGGCGCCAUCUUCUCCGGCAUCAUCGUGUACUGCGUCUGUGACCACCGGCGGCGAGACGCGGACCUGGCGGGCCGCAAGGAGAAGGACGGCCACCACCUGCACUCCCGCCGCGGCUCCAUGAACAGCGUGACCAAGCUGACGGGCCUGUUCGAGACGCAGGCCAAAGAUGGCCGCCCCGAGGCCAUCCUCACCCCGCUGAUGCACAACGGGAGGCUGACCACCAACGGGAAGAUGCUGAUAAAAGCGGACCAGCACCACCUGGACCUCACGGCGCUGCCGACGCCCGAGUCCACCCCCAUGCAGCCGCGGCGCAAGCCCAGCAGGGGGAGCCGCGAGUGGGAGCGGAACCAGAACCUUAUCAACGCCUGCACCAAGGACAUCCCCCCGAUGGGCUCCCCCGUCAUCUCCACGGACCUACCGCUGAGGGCGUCGCCGGGCCACAUCCCCAGCGUGGUCGUCCUGCCGCUGCCGCAGCACCAGCACCAGCACCAGCACCAGCACCAGCUCCAGCCGCAUCUGCAGCACCAGCAGUCCUACCAGCACGAGUACGUGGAGCAGCCGCACCACAGCGACCUGAACAUGGGCCACGGCGUCCUGGACGACCAGGGCGCCACCUUGGAGUACAAGGCGGUGAAGAGCCCGUGCCACGGCCUCGGCGCGCUGGAUCCGGACGGGCCGCUGCCGCCGCGCGUGCCCCAGCGCGAGGCCUCGCUCUCGGUGCCGCCCGCCGUCCCGCAGAUGGGCAAGCGGCUGGAGGUGCACUCGUCCGUCUACGGGCUCAGGAAGGGCUCGGCGUCGGCCGCCUGCGGGUCCUCGGCCCUCAGGAAGCACAACACCAACUCGUCCAACUCCUCCCACCUGGCACGGCACCACAGCUUCAACCGCGUGGAGACGCCGCCGCCGGCGCCGCAGAGGGUGGACUCCAUACAAAUGACAGCGCAGGGCGUUUCUCUGACCCGGCAGGCGGGAGCGGCCUCCUACGGGUCGCUGCCCCGAACGGGCGCCAAGCACCUCAGACCCGACGUCCCUCCCAAACCCUCCGUGGUGUCGCUCUCCACAAAACCCAAGUCCAGUGACUCGUGCACAUAGGCAGCCGGUCGGACCGGCGGUCCGGUGGGAACGGACCCGAACUGGGAACACUGUACAACUUGCAUCUCUUUUAGUGGUUCGUGUCUGAUCGUCUUUGGUGUACAGUACAGUGAAAAUGCAACACAGUUUUUUUUAAGGAAACACACUUUCUUUUAUAUAAAUAUGUAAAUAUUACACAAUGGUUGUUGUCAUUUGUCGCUGUCGCGGAGCCCGCGCUCCGCUCCGCUCCACAGACACGCUCACGCUACUCAGACGAAGCUUGCCUCGAGCUCGUCCUCGGACGGCGGUGAGUCGCGUCCGGGACAGCGGCCUCUCGGCCUGUGACUGGGGACAGUGAAGGCAGCGCGGCGGCACUGGGCGGUAACCGGUGAACGGCAUCGUGGGGACUGUGGAGCCUGAGCCCACGGGGUUCGAGGAGACUGAGCCCAGGCUGAAAGGGACAGACGACUGCCCGAGGUCUGUGGGAAACUGUGAAAAGCCUCUCAGUGUUACCUGAGUCCUGCUUGGGCCAGAGAAACCUCCUGCUGUACUGGUUACUGAAUAACACAUGACUGUUAAUACUAAUAGCUUGUUGUAUUUAUUUUUAUUAAGUGCUUUUGAAAAAAAUCUGACUUUUUAGGCUUGGAGAGAAAGAGAGCGAGAGAGAGAGAGAGAGGACAGAGAAGAGAUCUUUUAAUAUUAAUUAAUGUGUGAGAAGAAAAAAAAACUUAUUUAAAGUCAUUAAACUGGAGCCAGUAGAACUUUCUUGAUGACUAAGCGUCCACUAGGUCUUACUGUGUGCUCAGUGGGACCUUGAGAUAUAUGUGACCUCUGUGGAGAGGAGGGGAUAUUUAUUUAAACUGUGCCAGACAGGGACUUUUACCUUCGCGGACCAGAGUUUCAGACCAAUCAUGAGGAACGACUUCCUGAAUCUCCCCCCUCCACUCCUCCUCCCAGUGAGCACCUCUCCCCCAACCAGCACUGUGGUUUUCGUGUGAGUCGGCGACGUUGGUCCGAUCCGCAGCGAGCGGCGCCGGAGCGAGGCUGCGAGCGGUGCCGCCAUGUUGGGACGCGUCGGCGUCACACUGAUAAGCAGGUGGAGAAGAAAACUACUAAAACAUCUGUAUUGCCUGCUUGUUUUUCCACAUGUAAAUUUGUGCCUUACACCCUAAAGUAGUGACAAUGUUUCCUUUAAUAGCUGUUAACUUUGUCUCCUCGUAGUGUUUUUUUUUUUUCUUACAUCAUGAUAUUUCCCUGGUUUGAUAAAAAUGCAAUUAAAGAAUGUAGGUGUUAUUGUUGUUAUCCCGGUCCCUAGGCAUAACACACACACACACACACACACACACACACACACACACACACACACACACACACACACACACACACACACACACACACACACACACGUUGUGGUUCCUUUCUGAUUGUGCCAUUAAUGCGCUUGAAGCAGCCCUUUAUGUUGUGCUGACAGUGUCGAUGAAGACGUUGUGAGUGUUUUUGAUUUCCUAUUUUAUACGAGUCCUGUUUGUUGCUGUCUGUUCGCCUGGAGUGACGGUUCAAUGACUGAUUAAGUGAACAAAUAACGUUUGCAACCCCACAAGGCCAGCGUGCGUACGUAUCUUUCCGGUGCACUGCAAUAAUAUUAAUAAUGAUGGUGAUAAUAUUGCAGAUAUUGCGGCGGCACCAGAGCGGACGUCCAGUGUGAGACGCACUCACUAACCGGCUCUAGGCCUCUUGUCCUUAACACUCAUUUGUUAGGUAGUUGCAGAAACAGGCUGGUUCCUGUGAAGAAAGUCAACGUUUCGAACUAAGAUAUUAAGAAAUGUACCUUUUUAACCCCCUUUUGUAAGAGAACGCGGCUGUAGGACAUUUUGUGUUUUUGUUUUCGUUCACCAACUCUCGAGGCUGAGAGUUCGACUAAUCAGACCUUUUUUACUUUCACUUCCUUUACUUGAGGAUUUUUAUGGACCUCCACCCCCCCGACGCCGAAAUCAGCGGCGCUCCCUUAGUGUUGUAUGUGUAGAUAGGUGACGUUUGUUUUUUUUUCUUGACAUGAAGCAAUCUUUCUGUUUCUCAACGGAGAAAAGCCAAUUAAGUCUCAACCCACAGCUGACGUGAGAAGGACGAGUAGGAGCCGUGACCUGACUAAGAUUUUUCCACUGUGCGUAGAAGCUCGCAGGGUUCGGUUGCAGCGCCAGGUCCAAGUCAGUUACUUGAAGCUACCACCUUCAAAGUGCAAACGACCCCAAACCAUAUGACGGGUGGGUGGGUGGGUGGACUCCAGACCUUUUAGACUGGCCGCCGCUGGGACCAGUGGAACCAGCAGCUUUCUGCAGGCGAGGGAUGAUGCUGAUCUCAUCCCUCAGACGCUCAUCACGUUCACACAGAGUGAGGACGGACAGGAGGCAGCGUCCUGUGUAGAUGUGUGGGUGCAGUUCAGGUUUGAUGUCAGACAGGGAAGGCUGCUGUGGACAGUGAGGUUGGUUGGUGUGUGCCUUUUUGUCUCACCAUGGUUUAUAAUGCACCGCUGUUAGAUGCAAGUUGACUCUCCUCUCAACCUUUUGAACUUUGUAAGCUUGUAAGAUAUUGUGACGUCACAAAGUUUUUUGCCCUACUCUCUCCACUUCCUUAACAUCUGAUUCACAGCUUAAUGUAUGUUGUAAAGAAAAAAAACUCUUUAAUUUAAUGCAAAAUGUAAUAAAAAAAAAAAAUAAAAUUCUUGUCAUGGA